Molecule: messenger RNA, 590 nt
Organism: Acaulospora morrowiae
Lineage: Eukaryota; Fungi; Glomeromycota; Glomeromycetes; Diversisporales; Acaulosporaceae
Source: the annotation of a GenBank genome assembly
GCUACGAACUUUCCAAAAAGGAACAAAAAAUCGGGUCACCAGAACGACCGAUAUCAGACUUGGGGAUUAAGGGAUAUCAUUCUUACUGGAAACGCACGAUUUUAAGAAUUCUUCAAAGUCAUACAGUCGGUACACUUAAACGAGAUUCUCCAACGGAAAAUGUUGACGAUAACGAAAAUUUUAUGAUUUCUAUUAACGAGAUUUCUAAGAAGACGAGCAUCCGUCAAGAUGAUGUCACAAAUGCUCUACGUGAGAUGAGUUUUCUCAGAUAUAGAAACCCUAAAGUUGAUCUCGGGACGAUAAAUAGCGCAAUUAAUCAUGAUGAUAGUGGCAACGAUAAUCUUAGUACUGGCGGAGUCGAAAGACUCAUUGACCAAGAUAACAAUAGAAGUAACAAUCAACAAACAGAUAUGCAACGCGAUGAAGAAUCAACACUUCAUAUCCAUCACCACAUCAUUUGCGUUUCCCGCCGAAUGGUCGAUAACUACAUAAGGAACCAUGGUGUGAGGCUUGAUAAUAGGAUGUUUGACAUCUGUGGUCUCAAAUGGGCCCCGAAUGUUCAAAAUCGUAACGGCUCCAAAAUCAAUUAA